Molecule: messenger RNA, 690 nt
Organism: Trichoderma breve
Lineage: Eukaryota; Fungi; Ascomycota; Sordariomycetes; Hypocreales; Hypocreaceae
Product: carbohydrate-binding family 9 domain-containing protein
Exons: 1
Coding region: 1-690 (229 amino acids)
Source: RefSeq, a predicted model, not a curated record
AUGCAUCAUCACCUUCUCACUCUCGGCGCUGCUGCUGGCCUCCUCGCGACGGCCUCAGCUACCUACUCGAAGCUUCCCAGUGUCAAUGUGCCCUCAUGUCCUCGCGUCGGCACAAUUAGCUACAGCAAGUCAGUGCCCGACCUGACGCCCUUCCCGCUCACGCAGGUCAACCUGUGCUACACGGACAAGAGCCUCGAGCUCUCAUUCAUUGCCUACGACGAAGUCAAUUACUUCUUCAACGCCUCGCAGGGCACAAACGACGACAUCUGGGAGUACGAAGUCAUGGAGGCCUUCCUUUACAAGGGCACCGAAGACCCUCAGACAUACGUCGAGCUCGAGGUCAACCCCAACAACGUCACAUACCAGGCGUUUGUUUACAAUCCCUCAAAGAAUCGCGCGGUCGGCGCACCUUUCGACCACUUUUUCGUUUCGGAUCCCGCUACGGACGGCUUCAGCGCGAAGACGGUCCUCAACAAGCCCGCAAAGACUUGGAAGAGCACUGUCACCGUUCCUCUGGGCAUCUUCAACGUCGACGUCGGCAAGGCCAAGGGCACAUCUUGGAGGAUGAACUUCUUCCGAACUGUCGUUAGCCCCGAGAUUUACCCUAACCAGACUCUUGGUGGAUGGUCGCCGCCAGACCAGGCAAGCUUCCAUAUUACAAAGUUCUUUGGUCAUGUCAAAUUUAUUUGA